This is a messenger RNA of Pestalotiopsis fici W106-1, 417 nucleotides long. RefSeq lists its product as uncharacterized. Bases 1 to 417 code for a protein of 138 amino acids. NCBI's taxonomy places the organism in Eukaryota, Fungi, Ascomycota, Sordariomycetes, Amphisphaeriales, Sporocadaceae. The record is from RefSeq and is a predicted model, not a curated record. The transcript is spliced from 2 exons.
AUGCUUACAGGAACCACAGUAAAUAUCUUGCCUCGCAAUGCCGUGUCUUUCAACCCCACUGAGCGUCAGGUCAGUGUGGGAGCCGUUUGGUCAGUUGGUGGCACUGCGCCUGGGGCAGUCGCCAUUGAUGGUGGUCGUGGUCGGUUUCUGGGCAGCGGGACGACUGCACCAUUAUAUACGAUGCCGUUCACAAAAAUGCGGCCGAAGUCAGAGGAACACCAGGAGAAGCACGAAGGAAGACUUGCGCAAGCCUUGCAGAUAGACCCAGUGCAGCGGAUACUCGGCAGCGACAUAUUUUCAACCUUUCCCCGAUGCCGUAGCAAUCGCAAAGCACAAGCGUCACUGGACACGUCCAGAACUAAUUGGACGGGGACCGAGUGGUUGAAUGAUGGACAAAAGUCCGGUAUGUCUCGCUGA